This is a messenger RNA of Oreochromis niloticus (Nile tilapia), 2547 nucleotides long. RefSeq lists its product as uncharacterized. Lineage: Eukaryota; Metazoa; Chordata; Actinopteri; Cichliformes; Cichlidae. The record is from RefSeq and is a predicted model, not a curated record. The coding region runs from base 237 to 1364 and encodes 375 amino acids. The transcript has 6 exons.
UUUUCGGUAUUUGAAGUUUUGUUUCAGAAACCAAAACGAAAAAACGAUAUUUAAAAGAAUUUUCAUUUUUUUAAUUUUUGAUAAAGAAUAAAAUGGGCGAAAAUAACUUGUUUUUUCAUUCGGUGGUAACAAAUAGCCGUCAUACACUUAAAAUUAGACGUGCUUUUUUGGAUUUCUUCGUGAUUCAAAUAAUGAAAGUAUACUAGCGCAAAAACAAAAAAAUAGACGCAUUUUCAAUGUCUGAAACGGGAAGUACUUCUUCUGCGCGUUUUUUUAUGGCGCGCGCACACCGUCCCCCACACAAGAGAUCGACGGCCUUAAAGUUACACUGGAAUAAACAGAGGAUGGACCAUUACGUUGUUUUUAGGAAAACUAAGAGAGUGACACUCCGGGACGAAGACAUGACUGCAGAAAAACUGGGUCGCAUCUUUCAGGUAUCCGCGCAUACUCUGUACAUCACGGAUGAUUCAAACGUGGCUAUGUUCCCCGGUGCGGUCUCUGGUGUUUUCAGCGCAUUAGACCUUACACCCAGAGGUCACUAUGAAGUCCACGGAGAAGACAUGGAGUCAAUUCCAACAGCAGGUUCCAGCGGGCAGCGUUUUGCAUUUAUGCGAGCACCAGCUGUGGCAGCGUCUGCACCUUCACGUUCACAGCAGGCUACUUCAAGUUCCCCUAUGUCCUCCAAAACAUUUCAGAGAUCAGUGUACUUUGCAGAUGUAGUUGGUGGGAGGUUGAUUCCCAAUAGAAUGGUGGUUGUACGAUUCCUGGAGUCUGAGGCUACGCUUCAAGGGAUAGUAGGAAAAGUGCAAGAUGCCAUUGGUAAUUACAACCCAAUAAUUUUGACAGAUGCACAGGGCAAUGCAAUUCUGGAGUCGGAGGGCACAACAGGGUCACAGUACUGGAGACAAAAUGCACGAAAAAUUCUUGCUGUGCCUGAACAAGACUUUAAUUGCCUCCAGGGAACAAAGAGGAAGAAACUGAGCAGCCGUAAAGAUGAUGACAGUGCCAGUUUGGGAGAAGUGAGUGACAAAAUAGAAGAGUUGGUGUUGGCAUCUCAAAGUCUGCCAGCUGUCACAGCAGCAAUCAAAGAGCUCACUGAUCUUGCAGUUGCCCAGAAAGUCACAACCCCCAAGCUGCAGACACUCAAGGAGGGAUUUAGCUGCGUGGUUUGUAUGAACAUCAUUGAGGAUCCAGUGUUCUCACUGUGCUGCAGAAGCAUUAUUGGCUGCAAGACAUGUGUGGAACAGUGGCAAGAGACAUCACAGCACUGUGCAAAAUGCAGGGAGAGUAACAACGGAGUUCUACAAAUUACUGGUCUAACAGCUGCAUUUUCUGUAUUGAAAUCUUUUUUUGCAGAGGAGUAAUGUAGUGUGUACACACAAAUGUUUACAGUCAGUUGAUUUUUUUUUUUGUCUGUUCUGUACAGUUUACAGAUGCAGUGGUUCAUACAUUUCUCUGAGUUAUGUUUAUGAGACAGAGCAGAGCUUCUUUGUAUGGCAUAAAGUCACCAUUUACGGCUCUAAAAAACAAAUGUGAAAUAUCAGGAUAUUUUUCUGCAAAAUGACUCUCUGUUCUAAGUUUGUCCUGUUCGGUUGUGAAGGGAUCAACUCCAAAAGUCGAAUAUUCUUUGAGUGCAGAUCCCAAGUGCUGCCUGUAAAGGUCUGCUGCUUCAAGUGCAUUUGGCAAGAGCUCUGGAGAAAUUCUUCUUUUACACCCAUGUUCUGCAAAGUGAUUUGGUAUGCCUUUUCCUGUAAAAAAUAGAGGAGGUGUUUAAAUGUUCAUUAUCAGGGUUGUAAGCAAUCUGACUUUUUUUUUUUUUUUUUUUACCUGGGAUUCUAUGAGCAUUCCAUGAUUCUACCACACUUGCAAGACCAAUGUUACACAGCUGACAGGUUAGAUUGGACACACAGUAUCGCACAAGGUUAUCCUCCAUAUCUAUCUCCUCCUGGUCCAUCAGCUGGAGUAGGGCAGUUUUUAGUGGGUAGUUGACACGGUUGUUGAUUUCAGGCCAAAUCCUUUCAACUGUGUGGUUCUAAAAGAGUUAAAAGAAACAUGUCUUAAAUGUACGUAGUAGUACACGUAAUAGUAUAAGAAUUUCAGCUGAUGUUAAUGGUACUUAAAUCUUACUCUUGUGGAUGAGGUCUGUAAAUAAGGCAGUCUCUCCUGAUUGAAGCGAUGAUGUGACAGCAUCUCUUGCAUGAACAGUGUUAAAUAAAAUUCCUUUCCAUGGUCUACUCGCACCUGGUCCCACAUACCAUAGGUGAUCACUGCAGGUCUGGUACAGGAAAAAUAAAGAACAUUUAUUAACUAUUUUGCUUUAAGACCAGCAAAGGUGUUAUUAUUUUGAAUGUAUUCAUUCAUGUUUUUUUUGGGUAAUAUUUUAGUUGUAGUAGGACAACAUAUAUUUCUUAAGUUUCUUUGCAAUGUCACUGUCAUGCUCAGACUUUAGAUGUAUGUCAGAACAAUUGAAAGAUAUGUGGAAAUCCAAGAACCUUGUUCCAUUCAUAAAUGAACACUGAUUAAUUGCAAUAAAGUAGUUAAAUGAUU